UCAAGCAAGUAUUUUUAUAUUCCACAGAGUAUUAUCAGAUGAACAGUUCUGUACAGAUAAUGAUCGGACUCACGUUACAAAUGCUGGUUAACAAUCCAAUACAUUUAGUUUAAAUUGUUUCACAAAAGUAGUGCGCUAGUCUUUUACUAGUCCUGUAUUAGCAGACCAAUAUAGACUUCAUCAGCACAGGCAAAUGGCUGCUGCAAGAAAACGUACGCUAUCUGGAUUUGAAGAUUUGAUGGGAAAAGACGGGAAAACAAAGAUUUUCAAAGACAGCGGCGAGAAGAUACACAUUGCAGCUCUGAUCCUAGCUAGGGGAGGCAGUAAGGGGAUCCCCCGGAAGAAUAUAAAAGUUCUGGCCGGUGUCCCGCUCAUCGGAUGGGUUCUGAGAGCUGCCGUGGAUUCCAAACAGUUUGACAGUGUGUGGGUAUCAACUGAUCAUGAUGACAUUGAGAAGGUGGCCAAGGCAUGGGGAGCUCAGGUUCACCGCAGGAGCCCAGAGGUGUCCAAAGACUCUUCCAGCUCUCUCGACACUAUCCAGGAAUUUGCCCGAUUAAACCCAGAGGUGAAUGUGAUCUGUCACAUCCAGGCUACGUCUCCCUGCUUGCACCCCUUCCACCUGAAGGAGGCCCUGGAGUUGAUCACCAAUCAGGGCUUCACGUCUGUCUUCGCCGUGGCCCGACAACACCACUUCCGCUGGCAGGAGGUCAAGAAAGGAGGUAGUGUUGCCACCAAGCCACUGAACCUUGACCCGUCUACCAGGCCCCGGAGACAGGACUGGGAUGGAGAGCUGUGUGAGAACGGAUCUUUCUACAUUCAUACCAGAGCGACAAUAGAGGAAGGCCUGCAGGGGGGAAAGUGGGCUUACUAUGAGAUGCUGCCAGAGUACAGUGUGGAUAUUGAUGUGGAUAUCGAUUGGCCCGUGGCAGAACAGAGAGUACUGAGGUUUGGUUACUUUGGCCUGGACAAGCCUGAGGUGGUGCGUCUGCUGCUGUGUAACAUCUCAGGCUGUCUGACUGACGGCCGCGUCCUCAUCUCUGUCUCUGGAGAGGAGAUGAUCUCUGUCAACACCAGAGAUACCAUGGGUAUCCGCAUGCUGCAGAGAGAGGGGGUGGAGGUGAUCCUGAUCUCGUCCAGUGAGGACCUGACCAAGGCCUUGGCUGACAAGCUGUCCCAGAGGACGGGCUGCGAGGUUCGACAGCUGGGCAAGGACAUCCAUGGUGAGGCCAAAGCCAUGAUGGACGACAGGGAUCUGGACUGGAAGGAAGUAGCCUAUAUGGCCGCCUCAUCUAGCACAUCCAACCGCCCUCACAACCGCAGACCACGUGUAACCACGCCAGCCCAAGACCUCCACAUCCAGCUUCUUCACCUUCGGGAUCAUCUAAGAACAGCUGAUGAAACUGUAACGAUGCACCAGAUGUUGACUGUCUGAACCUGGCUGGGCUGAGUGCAGUACCCCGGGAUGCCCCAGUGGUAGCAAUCAAUGCUGCUAAAUACUCCUGCCACAAUGUUGCAGGCCUCGGGGCUGUG
This is a messenger RNA of Salvelinus fontinalis (brook trout), 1530 nucleotides long. RefSeq names its product N-acylneuraminate cytidylyltransferase-like. Lineage: Eukaryota; Metazoa; Chordata; Actinopteri; Salmoniformes; Salmonidae. The transcript is spliced from 9 exons. The coding region runs from base 194 to 1432 and encodes 412 amino acids. The record is from RefSeq and is a predicted model, not a curated record. Gene Ontology annotation, molecular function: N-acylneuraminate cytidylyltransferase activity.